This is a messenger RNA of Sorghum bicolor (sorghum), 3080 nucleotides long. Its product is annotated as leucine-rich repeat extensin-like protein 3. The transcript has 2 exons. Gene Ontology annotation, molecular function: protein binding. The coding region runs from base 204 to 1943 and encodes 579 amino acids. The record is from RefSeq and is a predicted model, not a curated record. Lineage: Eukaryota; Viridiplantae; Streptophyta; Magnoliopsida; Poales; Poaceae.
CUCCCCGCUCCUUGUCUUCUUCUCCCCCCUCCAACACCGCUGCGCUGCGCGUGUUUAUAGCACCAGUCCCCACCCCUCCCUUCUCCCCCCCCCUCUCUCUAUAUACGCGUUCGCCUCUUUCGGCGCGCAACAAGUGACGCGUCACUGCGCCGCGCCGCACCGCACCGCACAGGAGAGGGGAUCGCCGCUGCGCCGGAGAUGAGAUGAGAGGAGCCGUCUUCCUGGCGCUCCUGGCCGCCGCCGCCGCCGCCGUUGUCUUCGGCGGCGCCGCGGCGGCGGCGGGCGAGGGGCUGCCGACGGCGGCGGUGGAGGUGGACCCGUCGUGGCGGUUCCCGAGCCGGCGCCUGCGGGACGCGUACGUCGCGCUGCAGACGUGGAAGCAGCAGGCCAUCUUCUCCGACCCCAACAACCUCACCGCCAACUGGGCCGGCCCGGACGUCUGCAACUACACGGGCGUCUACUGCGCGCCGCUCCCCUCCACCUCCGGGCGCGGCCGCGGCGCGCUCGCCGUCGCCGGGGUCGACCUCAACCACGGCGACAUCGCGGGGUUCCUCCCGCCCGAGCUCGGCCUCCUCGCCGACCUCGCCCUGCUCCACCUCAACUCCAACCGCUUCUGCGGCGUGCUCCCGACCGCGCUCCGCCGCCUCCGCCUCCUCCACGAGCUCGACCUCAGCAACAACCGCUUCGUCGGCCCGUUCCCGGCCGUCGUGCUCGACCUCCCGGCGCUCCGCUUCCUCGACCUCCGCUUCAACGACUUCGAGGGCGCCGUGCCGGCCCGCCUCUUCGACCGCCCGCUCGACGCCAUCUUCCUCAACCACAACCGCCUCCGCUUCCAGCUCCCCGACAACAUCGGCAACUCGCCGGCGUCCGUCCUCGUCCUCGCGCACAACAGCUUCGGCGGGUGCCUACCGGCGAGCGUCGCCAACAUGUCCGGCACGCUCAACGAGAUCCUGCUCAUCAACAACGGCCUCACCUCCUGCUUCCCGCCGGAGAUCGGCCUGCUGCGGGAGCUCACCGUGCUCGACGUCAGCUUCAACCAGCUCGCCGGCCCGCUGCCGCCGGAGCUCGCGCUCAUGAGGAAGCUGGAGCAGCUGGACGUCGCGCACAACCUGCUCACCGGCGCCAUACCGUCGGGGAUAUGCGACCUGCCGCGCCUCAAGAACUUCACCUUCGCCUACAACUUCUUCACGGGCGAGCCGCCGGCGUGCGCGCGCGUCGUGCCGCGGGACAGCGACCGGAGCAACUGCCUGCCCGACCGCCCCGCGCAGCGGACGCCGCAGCAGUGCGCCGCGUUCUACGCCCGCCCACCUGUUAACUGCGCCGCGUUCCACUGCAAGCCGUUCGUCCCGCCCAUGCCGCCGCCGCGGCUCCCAUCACCUCCCCCGCCGAUGCUCCCAUCGCCACCGCCGCCUCGGCUUCCAUCACCUCCCCCACCGAUGCUCCCACCACCGCCGCCACCGCAGCUGCCGCCCCCGCCUAUGCUCCCACCACCGCCACCGCCUUUGCCACCUCCACCAUCACCACCUCCGCCACUUCCGCCAUCACCACCUCCGCCGUCGCCACCGCUGCCCUCGCCACCGCCACCUCCACUGUUGCCGUCACCACCACCACCAUCACCGCUGCCCUCACCACCGCCACCUCCACUGCUGCCGUCACCACCACCACCAUCACCACGGCCGCGUUCCCCACCUCCACCAUCCUCGCCCCCUCCGGCACCAGUCUACCACCCACCACCACAGUGCCCGCCAUGCCCCGUUCUGCCACCACCGCUGCCCUGCACUCCAACGCAUCCAUGGCCACCGCCACCACCAUUUUACCCCGGUCCAUUGCCACCCACAUACCCUGUCCGAUAUGCAUCACCUCCUCCCCCACAGCAGCACCAUCCAUGGCCAUCAGUAUACCCAUAUCAAUAUGGAUCGCCGCCACCCCCUCCGCUGCAUUGAUAGAAAGAAUCUCAAACGCAAGGAAGGAUAGUUGGUUUUGCUCUUGUCCCUCUGGCAAUGGCUAGUAGUUGCCAGAUUCAGCAUGUGUCGGUCCAGCCAUUGGUGCUGAAAGGGAUUGGAUUGAAGGUGAUGGAUUUAGGCUUGGGAUUGGUGGUUAAUUGGCUGUGAAUAAGAAGAGUUUGAGAGGGACAGAGGAGGAUUGUAGGUGCAGGGAUAUAUCAUAUAUCUGGUUGUAUAGAGAAGUUUCAGUUCUGUUAAGUUCAGUCAGACAAAAGUUUAGAACAACAAAAUUCCAGUAUCAUUUGUUCCUUUUUGUAUCACAAAUAUUGUCAGUUAUUUAUUCUUAUAUUUUUUAGUUCUUUUUUUAGCAUUAUCAUUAUCAUUCUUAUUUAUCGUUUUCUGGGUUCUGUUUAUUCUCUGCAACCUUUGGCUUGUUAUUAUUUUUAAAUCAUCUUUGUUUUUUCUUUCCUCUCCUAGUCUCCUUGUUGUGUUCUGUUACUUUCUGCAAUCGAGGCAUACAAAAUCAGAAACAUGUCUUGGAUAAAACUUUUCAUUUUCCAUUCCACUUGUUCCUGGCUUGCUCGUAUUAACCUGUAUAAUUUGGGGAUGAUCUGGUUUUGUGUUUGCUCCGUGGUUUGAUUGGCAUUGAGAACGAUUAGUGCUAGUUUAUAUGAUUGUGAUAGGGACUGUAAGAGCUUAGAUUAUGUUAAUCUGCACUUGGCUUGGUUUGUGUCCCAUUCUUUGAGCUGCUUCAGCUUCAAGUGGAUGAAAGAAAUUGCACUCUCUGUAGCAGGAUUCUGAACUUUUUAACUCACACUAGCAGAUUUUUGAACUAGUAUGUACACAUCGAAAUGACAUGUUGUUUUUCAAUUUUGUACAUGGAAGAGAAUCUAUCAAAGGCGCAACAAAAAUAUGCAAAGAGCGGUGCAACUUUCUUCAGGAUUUGGUGUCUUUGUCUCGUUAAGGUAUGGCCGAGGUGCUGAUAUCCUGGCUUUCCUGCCAUGUGCGUGCUUGCUUUCUCCUGAAGUAUCUUGGUCAGAACUCAGCAAUACAUUUUUUCCCCCUUCACCCCAAGAACAACACUUGUGAUCUCGUAGAUAAUGAUAAUUAUUAUUCGAGAAGCAAUAUAUUUUUGCC